This is a messenger RNA of Pangasianodon hypophthalmus (striped catfish), 6745 nucleotides long. Its product is annotated as protein mono-ADP-ribosyltransferase PARP14-like. The transcript is spliced from 19 exons. Gene Ontology annotation, biological process: negative regulation of gene expression. The record is from RefSeq and is a predicted model, not a curated record. Lineage: Eukaryota; Metazoa; Chordata; Actinopteri; Siluriformes; Pangasiidae. Gene Ontology annotation, molecular function: RNA binding; transcription corepressor activity; NAD+ poly-ADP-ribosyltransferase activity. Bases 320 to 6220 code for a protein of 1966 amino acids. Gene Ontology annotation, cellular component: nucleus; cytoplasm.
AAGGCACUGUUGAUCUCUUGUAUGAUCUCAAAUGAUCUGCUGUUUGUAUUUAAAAAACCUUAAAAAGCCUUAAAUGUAGUUGAAAAAGUUUACUGUAAGUCACAUCACAAAGUGAAUUUGAAAUAGGGAUUAUUAUAAAGAUUAACUGGGAUAACUGUGUUGUUUUCUGCUGACCUGUCUCCUGACCCUCCCUUUCAUUUUCUGCUAAAAGCAGCGCUGAGAAACGAAAUGAAAACGAAAGUGUGAGUUGCGUGAGAGAGCAGAACUUCCUCCUUCUGCGCGAUAAACACAGUCAGUGCUGGACUUCAGGAGGGUGAACAUGGAGGAAUAUCCUUAUCCACUACUCGUGGAGGGAGAUUGGUCAGCUAUAAACGCUAAGACCCUCAACAGCAAAGUCAACAUUUAUUUCCAGAGCAAAAAGAAAUCUCGGGGAGGAGACUGCGCAGUCAGAUGGACCGAGGGGAGCUGCACAGUCUUCUUCAAAUCAGAAGAAAUCCGGGAUCAAGUUCUGGCUAAGGCUGAUCAUGAAAUACUCAUCGAGAAGCAGGUGGUGAAGCUAAAGGUGUCCAACCCGGAUUCAGGGAGUCACACAGAAAAAAAAUCACAAGAAUCAGCUAAAACAGGAAGUGAUGUGUCAGCUGGAACUCUACAACCAGCUGCGAGGACAGUCUGCAGUGUACAGGUGGAUAAUGUACCUGCUGAUGCCAUCACCAACAAGCAACAUCUGGAGCUGUACUUUGGGAAGUGGGGUGGAUCUAUAGAGAAAAUCAUCACAAAUCCAGAGGAGAAAACCAUUAUUAUUACAUUCUGCUCACAAGAUGCUGCAAAGAGAAUUUUGGAGAAGGCAGAUCACGUUUUAUCCGGUCAGCCAGUCACCGUGCGCCCAUACCUUGGGCUUGAUGUGAGUCAGACUGAAGCCAGUGAGCGUUUGGAAGAGUGGACUAGUGCUGUGGUCCUGGAGAAUGUGCCGGAAAACAUUACCCAAGAGCACCUCACGCUUUUAGUGGACAGUAUCGGCGGUCAUUCUGAAGAUGAAUAUUCCUUAGAGUUAAUUCCAGAAUCAAACACUGCUAUUGUGACCUUUAAUGACCCCAGGGCUGUAGAGAAGUUUCUUACAGAAUGCAAGACUAAACGAAAGUUCCAGGAUUAUGGUCUCAAGGCCCGGCGUCUGGAGAAAAGUAGAAGUGUUAAGGUGGAAAACCUGCCUGCUCAGUGCGCUGAGGAAUUUCUAGAACUUUACUUUGAAAAGCAUGUAGGAGCAGUGGAAAGAAUCAAGGCAAUAGCAGAUGAGCAAGCCGCUAUUGUCACUUUUCAUGAUCAGCAGGCUGUCCAGAAACUCCUGGGAAAAGAACACUUUAUUCGCAACACCCCGAUUGAUAUAUACCCAUAUUACCCUUCUUUGGGUUCCGCCUUGUAUGGCAAAGACAGACCAACAUGGACACUGCCAAAACCAUUUACAUAUAAGAUCCAUCCUGCUAUCAAAGUAUUCCUCCAGAAGAAGGGACAAAUCUCCUCCAUCUGUAAAGAGAUGAGCUCACACUUCUGCCAAGUGAACAUGGACAAAGAUGAAGUACUGUUCAGUCCUGUUCCUGCUUUGCUGAGACAAAAGUGUAUAACCAAAAAGCACAUAGACAGCUGGAAGCAAGACACCAUAGAUGGUUUCCAAAACAUCCUCUCAAGCUUUGCUGUUUUUGAGUAUGCGGUGAUCCCUGCAGUAUGGACUGCAGUAGAGAAAGACAUCCGGUCAGUUGUAAAAGAUAAAGCUGUCCUGGAGGUGGAUUUGUCAACAGGAUGGCUGAGUCUGGCAGGAAUGGCUAAAGAUAUUAACUUAUUGAAACCGAUAUUGGAGAACUUUUUAAAGGAAGCAUCAAGUCAGAUGGAAAGGGACAUGAAAAAGACCUCUGAGGGCAUUAUGAUGUCCCAUGCCAUAUUCUUCUUACUUCAGCAGGUGGGACUGCAACACAGCGCUUCAGCCAAAUACCCACAGCUGGAAAUGACAUACAAAAAAGACACCAAUCAGUUAAGGUUAACUGGGCUUCCUUUGGAAGUUAUUGACAUCAAGAAUUUGAUCUUGGAGACACAAUUGAGCUUGAAAGAGAAGAUCCUGAAAAUGGACCCUUCAUUACUGGAGUUCUUGAGAUCAGUGGACUCUGAGGAAAUGUCAGGAGAUCUUUUCACAUCCAAGGGAAUUAGUGCGGUCUACAGAUUUGAAAAUGGGAACAUUGUUUUGACUGCAAAUACAGACAAAGUGCUGACUGAGGCUGAGAAGAGGCUUGAAAUGAUGCUGACUUUACAGAGCCUUUCUGUAGAAGACCUAGAUGUGCUUGAAAAGCCAGAAUGGCAAGAUCUCACUAAUCAGCUAUAUGACACAUACAACUUAUCCAGGAAAAAAACUGUGCUCAUAAAAUCCUCAAAGAACAGGGACACAGUUGUAGUCUGUGGCUUUCAGGAACCGGUUAAAGAGGUUAGUAAGAGCUUGGAGCAAUUUAUUGAUACACACUCAAGGAUAGAAGAGACCAUUCGUGUCAAGUCUUAUGCUGUGGUGAAAUUCAUCAGAGAGAAGAUGCCCCAGGUUUGGCAGAAAUUUCUAAAGGGUGAUGAACUGAAAAUAGAUUUUGACUCAAAAAGGCCAUUGAUUCGAGUGUCCGGAGAGCGUAUUCAUGUUCAGCCUGCGCUAAAUUCUUUUCAGAAAAUCGCAAGAAAUCUCCUCACUGACAGGUUUACAAUUAAAAAGGCAGGAGCCAAAAAGUAUUUCCAGGAACAGGGUAGCAUGGUCUUGAUGAUGAUAAAGCAACAAAGAUUUGUGGUUGUGCUUGAGGAUGCUUCUUUGGAAGAAGAGGAUGAGGAGAGUUACAGUGAGGAGAGUUAUGAUGAAGGUAGAGUGGAAGAUUUUGGACAGCUUUCCUGUGAGGUUCAGACUCUUGGUGGGAUUGUCAUCAAAGUUAUAAAGGCUGAUAUCUGCAAAUUUAAAGUAGAUGCUGUGGUCAAUGCUGCCAACGAGGACUUGCAGCACAUUGGUGGUUUAGCUUUAGCACUUCUGAAUGCUGCAGGUCCAUCUUUACAAAAAAGCAGUGAUCAAUAUGUAGCUAAACAUGGGAAACUUCUACCUGGGAAUGCUAUUAUUACAGAAGCAGGCCUCCUGCCAUGCAAAUAUGUAGUGCAUGCUGUAGGACCCCGAUAUUACAAUACUGACAAGUUUACGGCUGUGAAGAAACUGAGACAAGCUGUGAGGGAAAGUCUGAACCAAGCUGUGUUUAAGAGGUGCUCCUCCAUUGCAGUCCCUGCCAUCAGCUCUGGGAUAUUCGGCUUUCCCCUUGACCUCUGCACUGAGACGAUCGCUGAGGAACUGCAUGCGUACACUGAAGACCAAAACCGCCAAGGUGGCAUGAACACACUGAAAGAGAUCCACUUGGUGGACAAUAAUCCCAAGACUGUCAAUGCCAUGGCUCAGGCUGUUAAAAAGGAGUUUGCAGAAUUCAACCCCAGAAUGACAUUCCCAAAGCAAAUGGGCCGUGGCCGUGGUCAUCAUGGUCAUAAUUAUCGCGGUCGUGGUAACCGAGGUCAGGGAUAUCGUGGACAAGGUGCUGGUAGACAUCGAGGCAUUGGGGCAAGGGGUAAUGAUUCACAAGUGUACAGGGCAAAAGAUCCUGAGGAUUUUGAGCCUCAAAGACUGCCAGACUCAAACCCACAUUUUAGAACCCAAUUUGAGGACAUGGACAGGUCAGGGUCAGGGUCAGAGUUUCUUGAAGCUCAAUCCACAAAAGAAGGACUGAAAAUCUUGCUAAGGAAAGGGAAUAUCCAGGAUGCACGUUCUGAUGUAAUUGUCAACACCAUCUCAGAAGACCUGGAUCUCAGUAAAGGUGCCGUGUCCAAAGCACUACUCAGUGCUGCUGGUCCUCAACUCCAGGCUGAAGCUUAUUCUCUGAAUACACUUGGCAAUUCCAGUCUUAAUUAUGGAGACAUAGUGGCCACUAAUGGCUAUAACUUAAAUUGUAAAAGGGUCUUCCAUACUGUUUGUCCAUUUUGGAAUGGAGGGGGUAGAUCAGAAGAUGAGAUUCUCAAAAGCAUCAUUCAAAACUGCCUGAAAAGAGCUGAGAACCAGAAAAUGGCUUCAAUUUCUUUUCCAGCCAUCGGCACAGGGAAUCUAAGCUUUCCCAGAGAUCUUGUCUCCAGAAUUUUGCUAAGUGAGAUUCAUGCCUUUUGUGUCAGAGUUUCUCCUCAGUACCUUAAAGAGGUGACUGUGAUUGUGCAUCCAUCAGACAGAGAGACUGUCCAGUGCUUUGUAAAAAGCUUCAGAGGUGAAUGGCAGGGUACCACCAUGAAAGGAGCACAUGCUUUUCAGCAAUCACCAGCUAAAAAACCACCUCCAGUUAGAUCACCCCAGUCUGCUGCAGGUUUCUUUGGAGCGGUUUCUACUCCUAGCCUUGGAGUGCACAAAAUGCGGAUAGGGCCUCUGACCCUGGAGGUGUCAUCAGGUGACCUCACGAAAGAGAGAUGUGAUGCAAUCAUUAAUUCCUCCAAUCAGUCAUUCUCUCUGAAAUCAGGAGUUUCCAAGGCCAUUUUAGACGCUGCUGGGUUAGCAGUGGAAAGGGAAUGUGCACAGCGUGUGGCAUCACAAUCUCCUCAAGCAGAGACAAUCGUGACUUCAGGAGGACAACUGCCAUGCAGCAACAUUAUUCACAUUAUAGGUCGAAACAAUCCUGCACAUAUCAAGGAUGCUGUUUACUCUGUAUUAAAGCUCUGCGAAGUCCACAAGUUCUCCUCUGUUGCCUUUCCAGCACUUGGCACAGGUCAAGGUGGGGUCCAUCCUGCUAGAGUUGCAGAUGCCAUGAUUGAAGCCGUGAUUGACUUUGUGAAGAAGAAGAAAAGUAUGAAUUUGCAAAGUGUAAAGUUCUUGAUAUUCCAGACGUCCAUGGUGUCUGAUUUCCAUCAGAGCAUGCUGAAGAGGCAGCAAGAAAGUGUGGACGAGGGUGGUGUAAUGAGCUGGAUAAAAGAUAAAUUUGAUGCCGUGACCAACUUCUUCACUGGUACUGGCUAUGUAGAAGCAUCUGCAAAUGAAGAAUUCACUUUGGUGGGCGAGGAGUUCGAGCCUGUUGUGUUUCAGCUGUGUGGAGAGCGUGAGGAAGACCUGAGCGAGGCGAAAAACCUGAUCACCAGCUUCAUUGUGAGGGAGCACAUAAGCUCAAAAAUCGAGGACUCGGCCAUCAGCUGUUUCAGCCAGGAGGAGGCUGACGUGCUGAGCAAACUGCAGAGGGAGCUCACAGUCAGCAUCCACCUCUCAAAGAGUGGCCCUGAGCCGGCGUUCACCGUGGAGGGCCUGACACGAGACGUAGUAAAGGCUGAGAACCAAAUCCGUGACAUGAUACGUAAAGUGGAGAAGAACCAGACACGCCAACGUGAGGCCUUUGCGCUCAGCAGCCAAGUAGAGUGGCAGUAUCAGGACCGCAGUAACAAAUUUGUUCCUUUUGAUAUUUUGACUAAUUAUGACCUGGAGCAGGCUUAUAGAUUAAAACAGUCUCGUUUAAUGAUCAACAUUAAUAAUGAGCCGUAUGAGGCCAAUAUAGCCUAUGCGAUGGCUAUGGGAAAAUAUGGACAGAUUGAAUUGAAGAGGACUGAUCUGAAACAGCAAACCUCUGUCUCUCUGCCCAGUCACUGGAAGGACAUGAAGGGAAAGUUCGUUUUGCGGGUUGAAAUUCAACAAGGCAGUCAGGAAUAUGUUGAUGUGGAGACGAAGUUCAGGAAAACAGGACUGACAUCAAAUAUCCUCAAAAUUGAAAGAGUUCAGAAUGAGACUCUUUGGAAGAACUACAUGAACCAGAAGGCGUACCUGGAAAGAAAGAACAAGCACACAAACAAUGAAAAGUUGCUUUUCCAUGGCACUGGCCCUGAUAAUAUUGAUAAGAUCAACGAUCGAGGUUUCAAUCGCAGCUAUGCUGGGAUGCAUGGGACCAUGUAUGGGAAUGGUGUGUAUUUUGCGGUUGACCCAAGCUACUCUGCCCAAGGCUACGCCAAGCCUGAUCAGCAAGGUCACAAGCGCAUGUAUUUGGCUCGAGUGUUGGUUGGUGACUUCACCACGGGGAAAUCUGGACUUCUUGCUCCUCCAGCCAAAAACUCCACCAGCAUGGAGCUGUAUGACAGCGUCACUGAUAACCAACAAUCUAUGUUUGUGAUAUUUCAUGAUGUUCAGGCCUAUCCUGAAUACCUAAUCACUUUCCAGUAGAAGCUAGGUUUACACUGAUGUUAUCUCAUUUCUUUAUGACCUGUUCGUUUCCUGCAGUUUUUCCACUGUGGGACUCAAAAAAGUUGCCAUAUAGAAAAUAUACAAAAUACCUAUAAUGUAGGAUUUGGAAAAUGAAGCUCUUGAUUCUGUUGAAUACUUUGCAUUUUUUUAAAAAUAUGGAACACUUCUGUAAUAUAAUGUGAUCACAUAUUUACAAUUUUCUUAAUGUGGAAGCAUAAUAAAGAAUGUCUGCUGCUUUAAUGUUCAUUAUGCUGCUUAGUUACACUUUAUCGAUGACUAUUUACAAAUAUAAGUAGAUGCUUAAGUAAGGGAGCAGAUAGAGCCAGACAGUAAGAGGUUGAGGUUCUGUCACUGAGUGGUCACGUUGAUUAUGUGUGAAAUUGUUUGUUAAAAAUGGUGUGACUGUUGGGAUCAGUCCAUUUUACAGAAUAUAUCUAGACACGUCUUAACACCUACUUUCUCUAUAUAAGACCAGCAAGACCCAAAUAAACACUUACAACACAA